UGUAGCUUCAAUUUUGCGACAAUCCGCGCUGUCUGAAUAAAGAUAUUAAAAUUCAAAGUGCUCUGUUUGAAAUUUGAAAUCCGCCAUGUUUUUUUUGGAUUUUUAUUUCUAUGUCUGUGACGUCAUCUAGUUGCAAACCUGCUUUCUGCCGAGUGCUCACUGCUGUCUGCUAGCGUCAUCUAGUUGCAAACCUGCUUUCUGCCGAGUGCUCACUGCUGUCUGCUGCAUGCAAACAUGCUAAGUCGUGUUUUUAGAGUUAUAAGAGUUGAUUGUCAGUCUGUUGCAUGAGGUAGAUAAGGCGUUUUAGGUAACAACAGGUUAACUAUUUUUAUCAACAUUACUUUGGUAUUAAUGAUUCACUUAAUAAACGAUUAAACUUGUCUUAUCGGCACACUAGACCAGCACCAGCCAACAAACUAUUGACUUUUAUAUUGUUACUUUUAUAUUGGUCGGUAAAUUUUGGGUCUUUUCCACAGUUUUGAAAUAAUAUUAGCCAUGCCCCAUUGUGUAGCAGUUGCCUGUACUAAUCAGUACAAAGGUAAAAAGAAUGCAGAUGUCAGCUAUCACAGCUUUCCUAAAAAUAAAAAGAUAAAGAAGGCUUGGGAGAUUGCAGUUAGCCGAAAAAAUCUUCCAUCAGACCCAUAUCUGUGCAGUGAUCAUUUUACCCAGGAUUGUUUUGAUGAAAGCAGUUUGCUGAAUGACAUUGUAUUAAGUUUUAUCAUUUGUAGGUCGUAAAGGAACUCCUAGAGGUAGAUCAACAACUGUCAACUGCAGAUUUUGAAUCCCUAGAUGCUGAUAAUGUUGUCAUGGAUAUUAGUGAUGGCCAAAUUGAGAGUAAUGUGCUGACUUCAGAAACUAGUUCCACUUCAAUCAAAAGAUUUAAAGACGCUGAAACACAAACAGACAAAAUGAUUACCGUUUGUACUCCUCUUCAAAAAGUUGAUGCAUAUUGUCAGUUUCCUGUGCAAUUAAGUGAGCCAGUAAUUCAUGACCAUUCAUAUAACAGCUUUUCUGAACCAAGCUCAAGUAGUGCAUUUGAAAUUUCCCGCAAUCUUAAUGUAGAUGAUGCAACUAAUGAUAAUGAUGUGGAAAGUGUUGAAUCAACUGACACGGAACACAAUUUUUUGGAAAGCGACAGUUCUUCCUGUGUAACAGAACAAGCCGAUUCGAAUUGUGCUCAUGAUUACAGAAUAUUAACGGAGCCUGAAGAUGAAACUAACCGAACUUUCAUUAUAUACGAAAGUCAGUUAAAACAAUUACUCAGAUUUUGCCCUGAUUGCGGGUCUCCAAUCGAUCCAGAAUUAACCGUUGAAACACAAAGAACUGGAGCAAUGCUUACUUUGCAACUUGCAUGUUUAAAUGGAUGUGAUGUGACAUGGCAUUCACAUCCAACCUCGCAAAAUAAAAGGAGCCUUGGAAAUAUCUUUUUGAUAUCUGCUUUGUACUUCAGCGGAAUGACUUUUUCUAAAUUUGUUGUUUUUGCUAAGCUGUUGAACCUAAAAUUGUUUCAUGAAUCAACUUACUACGCAUUGCGAAAAUCAUUUGUAUUUCCAGUUGUAGAACGAGCAUGGAAUCAGGAAAAAAGUAGAAUGAUCGAGUGUUUAAAAUCUGAAAAUCAACCCGUUAUGUUGGCCGGAGACGGCAGAUGUGACUCUCCGGGCCACAAUGCCAAAUACGGUACCUAUACGUUCUUGGAUGUUAAAACAUCAAAGGUUGUUGAUUUUAAGGUUAUUGCUGUGACUGAAGUACAAAACUCCAAUGGAAUGGGAAAAAAAGGCUUUAUUGAUGUCUUGGAGAGACUGAAAUCUGCUGGAAUAGACAUUGACAUUAUAAGCACCGACAGACAUAAGCAAAUUAGAAAAGUUUUACGAGAAGAUUACCCUGAAAUUGAACAUCAAUUUGAUCCUUGGCAUCUAUCAAAAUCAAUCAGCAAAAAACUAUCUGCAGUAUCCAAGAAAAAGGAUUGUUCGUUAUUAGCAGAAUGGAUAUCUUCGAUUGUAAAUCAUUUCUGGUUUUGUGCGGAAUCAUGUGAACAAAACGCUGUUUUGCUUCGAGAGAAAUGGUGUUCUAUUUUGUAUCAUAUUGUGAAUAUUCAUUCUUGGCAAGGAAAUGAGAUGCUACAUUGUUGUGAACAUGGUAUUUUAAGAGGCGAAAUGAAUACAAAAAAGAAGUGGCUCAAACAAGAAAGUGCAGCAUAUGAAGCGCUCGUAAAUGUAGUUACCAAUAAACAACUUAUAAAAGAUUUGGAGCAUGUAACAAAAUUUAUUCACACAACGUAUCUGGAAGUAUAUCAUUCAAUGUAUUUGAAAUAUCUACCAAAAUCCACUCAUUUUUCACAUGCUUGCAUGAAUAUAAGCAGCAUGUUGGCAGCACUUGAUCACAACCACAAUGUAACAAGACCUCAGGCGAUUUUCAAAAGUGGUGAGAAUGAAGGUGAGCCAAGAUACAAAAUAUUGUGGAGCAGAGUGCACAAAAAAUUCACUGCAAAAGAAGUUAAAUGUGAAAAAGAUCAUAGUUAUCUUUUUAAGAUGCUCACUGAUAUAAAAAUAGCUGUGGAUCAAGGAAACAUUGACGAAGCAUACGAAGCAGCAAUGGUGAGCAUCGCAGCUCCGACGGAUAAACCUGACAGAAACUGCAUAAUUGAAAAAACGAAAAAGCUGUCUCGAUUUCAUCAUUGACCUAAUUUUACUUGAACGAACUGUUUCUCUUACCCUUCAAUUUGUGGUACAUGAUAAUAAUGUAAAAUGUUACAUUGCUUAUUGUUUAAAUGCUUUAGUUUUGCACAACAGAGCAGCUACAUAAUUUGUUACACAGUUAAUUUACAGCGAACUUUUAUUUUACAUUUUGCAUUAAAAAUAUAAAAAACAGUAAAAUACAAAAACAGACUAAUUUAUCAGGGAUUAGAAGUUUGUAAAAAUCCUUUUACAUUUUCUGUUGUAGGCGGAAAAUAUUUCCUUAUAGUGGUGACAACACAUGAUGGUAAAAUCAUUCGGUUUUCACGACCGAUACGACCAUGAAUCCAACGCACAUAUUGUCUGUAAGCGAUAUGGCGAUACUUUGCAUUUUCCAUAAAAGAACUUUGAACAGUGGAAUAAAAUUGUUUGUAAGUAUUCCAGGCAACAUCUAAACUCCAUUUAUUCAAACAUACAGCACUGAAUCCAGGAUGUACUGUGAUGCAAUCACAUUCUUUGGCAGAACAUAUCAUUUCAAGUGUCUUGCUGCACUCCUUGCAACAAAUGCACUCUUUUGCAGUUUCUUGAAUACUGCAAUUGGAGCAGGAGCACCUGAUUAAAAAUAAUAAACAGUCCACAGUAGUAACAGAAGUUUUACAACUUGAAUUCUAGUAUGGCAGCUGGACAGGAGUAUAAGUUUACCGACUAACUGCGCCUAUUUGUGCAUAAACUCAUAGUUGAGAUUUCGCUAGUAUUUAGUAGUAGUUUUCGAGCUUGCUCUGCAGUUACAGUCUAGCAAUUAUAUUCUGAAUUUUCUAUAAUUCUAAGCUAUACUUUUUUCUGGUAUUAACCUGAUUAUGUUUGUCUAGAAUGAUUUAAUAUACUGAAGUUUUAUAUGUCUCUGACUUUUAGUUUUUACUUUCCUGUUACCAGCAUGAUAAUUCAGUAAGUCGAGAUCCAUCGCCGUGUUCUCGUCGAUGUUCUUCUUCCA
Molecule: messenger RNA, 3663 nt
Organism: Ciona intestinalis (vase tunicate)
Lineage: Eukaryota; Metazoa; Chordata; Ascidiacea; Phlebobranchia; Cionidae
Source: RefSeq, a predicted model, not a curated record